Myxocyprinus asiaticus (Chinese sucker) is the source of this 1554-nucleotide messenger RNA. It is a transcript of the gene pebp1, whose product is annotated as phosphatidylethanolamine binding protein 1. NCBI's taxonomy places the organism in Eukaryota, Metazoa, Chordata, Actinopteri, Cypriniformes, Catostomidae. Gene Ontology annotation, biological process: negative regulation of MAPK cascade. Bases 105 to 668 code for a protein of 187 amino acids. The transcript has 4 exons. The record is from RefSeq and is a predicted model, not a curated record.
CAUGUGACUGCACAAUUCAAUGAUCAGUCCAGAUAAAAUAGCUGCAGGGGGAGACAGACGCUCUACUUUCCUCGCUGCGUUGUUAUCGCAAGCGCUGUGUCACCAUGCCUGUGGAUAUUAAUGAAUGGGCAGGUUCCUUAGCUCUCACAGAGGUGGAAGAGAAACCAGCCAAACCUUUAACUGUCAAAUACGGGACUUUGGAAAUUGACGCGCUGGGAAAAGUGCUCACACCCACUCAGGUGCAGAACUGCCCAACAUCAGUUGAAUGGGAGGGAUGUGACCCCAGUAAACUGUACACCUUGACACUGACCGAUCCAGAUGCGCCCAGCCGAAAAGACCCGAAAUUUAGGGAAUGGCACCAUUUUCUUGUUGUCAACAUGAAAGGAAAUGACAUCUCCAGUGGUUGUGUCAUGUCUGAUUAUGUUGGUUCAGGCCCCCCAAAGGGAACAGGUCUGCAUCGUUACGUAUGGCUGGUUUACGAACAGUCAGGUAGUAUCAGCUGUACCGAACCUGUCCUCACCAAUCGCUCUGGAGACAACCGUGGAAAAUUCAAGAUCCAGAGUUUCCGGAAGAAGUACGGCCUCGGCGCUCCGGUCGCUGGGUCUUGCUAUCAGGCAGAGUGGGAUGACUACGUGCCCAAACUUUACGAACAGCUGGCUGGCAAAUAAGGACAAUUUAGAGCUCUGACGCUAGUGUUUACUCAGCAAGUUCUGGCACAGUUCUGUUUUAAUUUAGCCAUUUUAAAGGGAUAGUUCCCCCAUUUACUCACCCUCAUGUCAUAUUCGAUGUGUAUGACUUUCUUUCAUCUGCUGAACACAAAAGAAAAUUAUCUCAGCUCUUUUGGUCCAUACAAUGCAAGUGAAUGAUGAUCAGACCUUUGUAGCUCCAAAAAUCACAUAAAGGAAACAUAAGUAAUCCAUAAGUCUCCAGUGGUUAAAUCAAUGUCUUCAGAAGCGAUAUGAUGGGUGUGAAACAGAUCAAUAUUUAAGUAAUUCUUUUACUAUAAAUUCUCCUCCCUGCUCAGUCAAUCUCCACUUUUUCACUUUAACAUUCUUCUUGCUGGCUUAUGUGCUUUUCGGAGCGUCAAAAUUUUGGCACCAUUCACUCACAGAGCUGAGAUCAUUCUAAAAAUCAUAAUUUGUGUUCUGCCGAAGAAAGUCAUACACAUCUGGGAUGGCAUGAGGGUGAGUAAAUGAUGAGAAUUUUCAUUUUUGGGUGAACUAUCCCUUUAAGAGAUGAACACUGGUCAUAGAACUUGAUUUGUGAUUUUCUGUUCCUCUUUCUUACUAUCUGAAUUAAAAUGGAACUGAGCAAGCGCAGUUCAGACUAUGCCUUCAUUUCUGUCAAAAUACUUAAGCAAGGUAUUUGGCCGCCUUCAGUUUAAAAUUGCUAAUAAAGAAGCUGAUAUAUAGACGUAGCACCUUAAAGUCAAAUUUGUGUUAUACUUGUGGCUGCACCUUUAAUUUAAUAAAGUGCUUACAGUUACAGCAUGCUUUGUUAUGCACAUAAAAAAAAAAUCCUGCUUGGAAAAUAAAAGACAAUGGAUGCAAAUGA